Sphaeroforma arctica JP610 is the source of this 218-nucleotide messenger RNA. RefSeq lists its product as hypothetical. The transcript has 2 exons. NCBI's taxonomy places the organism in Eukaryota, Ichthyosporea, Ichthyophonida. The record is from RefSeq and is a predicted model, not a curated record. The annotation marks the transcript as partial.
GCUUUCUCAACAGCACGUACGCCAACUCGUCGAGUCUGUUCACACUCGGGGGAGACAACCCCAUGAUGAAUCUAGUCAGAGAGGGCGUGCCAACUCUGCGCGAGGAGAGGUUUGACUCAAAGAAAGAACUGGAUCUCAGACUCCGAGUGGCGUGCGAAGAAUUGAUGGGCUUGAUGUUCGUGCUUCUCAGUCGGCCAUUCUCGACCUUUACUGGACAG